Petromyzon marinus (sea lamprey) is the source of this 3987-nucleotide messenger RNA. It is a transcript of the gene PMS1, whose product is annotated as PMS1 homolog 1, mismatch repair system component. Gene Ontology annotation, biological process: mismatch repair. NCBI's taxonomy places the organism in Eukaryota, Metazoa, Chordata, Hyperoartia, Petromyzontiformes, Petromyzontidae. Gene Ontology annotation, molecular function: ATP binding; ATP hydrolysis activity; mismatched DNA binding. Gene Ontology annotation, cellular component: MutLalpha complex. The record is from RefSeq and is a predicted model, not a curated record.
UGUUGUUCGCGCGCGCGCGCGCCAACCAAAGUGGUGACGAACCGCAGUCGCGACAACCCCGGGUACCGCCGCCGUGUGCGCGAUGUAAACACCGCAGCUCCCCUGUCGCCUUCUGUUCGCUUUCUUGCGUGUCGUGGGCACUACGCUUCAGCAGCCAAGUUGCCGAUGUCGAGGGCUGCGAGCCACGACGAGAGGCCUUCGGGAGAGUUCGUGUAGUUUGGAUACUGUUUGGCGAAGGAGCGUGGGCUUGCGCUGGUUUGCUCGUAUAGCUUGGGUCGCACGGCCAACAGUCGAUCUACCGUGGGCCUUCUCUCUGUAAUUGCCUUCGCGUUGGCACAACCGCGCUCUUUAUUAUAGCCAAGAGUCGCCUAAGUGGCCGAGAAGUACGCGGUGCUCGGCCUCGAGCGGCCUCGGCUCGCGGUGGUAACACUCCCUUGAAGACGCGGCCCUGCAACACAAGCUGCUCGUGGUGUUGUGUUGCUCCGGGUUGCUGCUCGUGGUGUUGUGUUGCUCCGGGUUGCUGCUCGUGGUGUUGUGUUGCCGCGAGUUGCUCCGGGUUGCUAUUGUGAUGAAGCAGCUGUCAGCGGAGACGGUGCGGCUGCUGUCGAGUGCGCAGGUCGCCUCCUCGGUGUGGAGCGUCGUCAAGGAGCUGCUGGAGAACUCGCUGGAUGCCCACGCCACCAGCGUGGAGAUCAAGCUGGAAAAUUAUGGGUUUGAUAAAAUCGAGGUACGAGACAAUGGAGAUGGCGUGAGAAGUGAAGAUACACAAUUCAUGGCUGUGCGUCACUACACCUCCAAGAUCAGCAGCCACGAGGACCUUGAGGAUAUCGCUACGUAUGGUUUCCGAGGGGAGGGCCUGGGCUCCAUCUGCGCUGUUGCCGAGGUGUCCAUCACAACCUGUACAGCAGAAGAUGAGGUCAGCAUGAUAUACAGCUUGGAUUCUCAAGGCCAUGUUACGUCAAGGAAACCUUCUCACUUAGGAAAAGGUACGACAGUGUGCAUCACGAAAUUGUUCAAGAACCUACCUGUACGGAAGCAGUUUUACUCAACGGCCAAGAAGUGCAAAGAAGAGUUGAAGAAGAUUGAGGACCUCUUGGUCGCAUAUGGAGUCAUUCACCCAGACAUCAGAUUCUCCCUCGCUCACAACAAGGCUGUGGUGUGGCAGAAGCCGCGCGUGGCGGAUCAGCGCACUGCUCUGCUGCGGUGCCUGGGCACCACUGUGAUGGGCAGCAUGAUACCCGUGCAGCACCAAGCGUCCACCAUGCAGCUGAGUAUUAGUGGAUUUGUGCCAAAACCUGGCGCUGAUCCUGGAAUCACAAGCAGCACCAGCAGUGACCGAUGUCUCCUCGCCAUUAAUGGUCGUCCUGUGCACUACAAAGACCUACUCAAGUUAGUGCGGCAGUAUUACAGGAACACGUCACCCAGCAGCUCCACACACACCCACUACCCUGUCUUUUUCCUGAGCCUGAGCAUUCCCGCGAAUACCAUAGAUGUCAACCUGACUCCAGACAAGAUGCAAGUCAUGUUGCACAACAAGGAGGCUAUCCUUGCUGAGCUGGAUGAAAUGUUGCUGCAGGUGUAUGGGCCUCUCAUUGUUCAAAAUGAAGAACAAGUUGAAGGAAUGGCUUCCGUAUCCUCUAUAGGCAUAAGUUGUGAAAAUAACAAUAAGACAGAUGACCCCAAAGAUGACAUGACAACAACAUUACCAACCUCUUUGUCUCAUCGAAGUAAGGGUGAGAAUACUGAAACAAAAAGCAUCACCAUUUCCAAAAAUACAAGUGUUCAUGCAUUUGUUGGUGAAAAUCAAGAACUUGAUAAGCUUGAUGACUUUUUAGGUGACUGCCUUUAUACGAGUAAAGAGCCAAAUGAAUCCUCAGUGAGUGGACUUGGGCAUGACUGCCCCAUUGUUAAUACAAAUGAAUUUGGCUUGAUACUCUCUGAGAGUGUAGGCAAUCUUGCGACUGAGCUGGAGGGAAUAGAAAAUGAACAGCCCAACUCCAAGGACACAUUUGCAGAACGAGAAAGCAGUUGUGAUAAUCCAGUGGGAAUAGCAAAAUCCACUCCGGAGCUUACCGCUGACAGCUGGAGUCGAGGCACAUGGCUCAAGGAUUCUGCAGGCUGUCCUCUGGAGCCCGUGAAAGUGUACACCCCUGGCCUCCAAUCUGCAGAUUCACGAGAGAGAAAUAUUUUCACGAGUACUGGUGGCAGCAGCUUCAAUAAAAGCCCCAGAAAAAAGACGGGGUUUCUCGAUGGGAAGGUUGUUCAGUCGACGGCGUACGACCUGCUGAGCAACCGUGCGGUGCGCAAGCCGCAGGAGGCAAGGCAGAUCUUCUUGAAAGAGCGACGUGCCAACCUGCAGGCCGAGAACCCGGGAGCGAGCCCCGAGGAGAUGCGCGUCCUGCUGUUCGACGAGUGGGAGCAGCUGCCGCCCGAGCUGCGUCGGAGGUAUGAAGAUAAGGCUACCAAGGACUUGGAAAACUACAACAAACAGCUGGAGAUGGCUGCAAAUGUGCAUUCCACGAAGAAUCAUCAACAGCAUGGUGACAACAGGCAAGUGAGCACUCCAAAAGCAGCAGCAAGGAACGGGGUUCACAAACGCAAGAUGAAUGCCAUCUCCCCUCCAGACAACCAGCCCCGUCUGGAUCAGCUGCUGCUGACGCCUAAGAGUGUGGCCCAGGCUCCCGUUCUGCCUUCCGUUCGGGAGGUGCCCUUCUCCUUGCCGUCCAUUAGGCAGAAGCUGCAGCUACUCAGGGAGUACAGCCAGUCACAGAAAUCCGAUGAUGGUCCAAAGCCAGUGAAGUUGCUAAUGCCGCUGGGCUCACGUGGCGCUUGGUUGGGCCAGGCUGGCAACUCCCUGGUGGCAAUAAAUCAUUUUCGUCUGGAGGAGGCCAUGCUGUAUCGGCGUCUUCUGCAGAACCAUGUCCUGCCCAUCGAGAACCUUGGCAUCCCCAUCCCACUCAACCAGAGUUUGCUUGGUAGUUCACAGUACCUGGAACUUCUGCCCAGCCUGCAAAGUGAGACGAGGCCACCAGACCCUUCCCUUUACAUCACCGAUCAGAGGCUGCUGGCCAACGGCUUCCACGUGCGCAUCUUGAACAAUGGGGUGAGCGGUGAGUGGGAGGCGGAGUUGGAGGGCUUGGCCACAUCCCUGCCUUACUACGGAGUGUCUGACCUGGGCGAGGUUCUCGAUGCCAUUCUGCACAAGCAUGCCACUGAGGUCGAGCACUGCCGCCCUCUCAAGCUCGUCAACUACCUCCAGGGUGAGGCAGUGCGCAUGGCGCGGCAAUUGCCACGGCAUCUCGUGCGGGAAGACAUGGAAGAGAAGCUGUGCAGGAUGAGGCGCUUCCUGCCGGACGGAAGCAACAACUGCAUUCACGGACACCCCUUCUUCCCACUGAUCGCCAGCAUCCCCACUUUAGACACGUAGCGCACACGGAUUGAAUGCAGAGGCACAGGGAUUGAGUGCAGAGACUCACAGAUUGAGUGCAGAGAUACACAACUCCAGGAGGCAAGGCUGCUGUAUAGCUAAACAACCAGGCGUGGCACAUAUGCUCAUGUAUGGGUGCUGUCACGUCACCACAAUUACAUGGUAAGGACUACUUAAGAAACUAAUCUGUCAAGCUGCAAAGCUUCUUAGACUUGAUUAACUUGAAACUCUGCUCAGCUGGAAUGGAUGACAAAUUACCGACAGUUGUACGUGUACAAUGUAAAAUACACAUUCAUGUUGCGAAUUGGAAAACAAGCGUCCUCGUCAUGAAACAUGCUUAAAAAGAGGCAGACCUCUCUUAGCACUCAAAAUGUGUUCCUGGAGAAGUGGGUGCAAAUUGAAACAGUGCUAAAAUGGUUAUAAAUUAGGCAUUUUGUGUAUAUACAGUGAGGGAAAAAAGUAUUUGAUCCCCUGCUGAUUUUGUACGUUUGCCCACUGACAAAGAAAUGAUCAGUCUAUAAUUUUAAUGGUAGGUUUAUUUGAACAGUGAGAGACAGAAU